UGUAUGCGUCAUACGUAGAAUAAUCACUUGGGGCAGGCUAGCUCCUCCUAUUAAAAAAUCAGAAGGGUGAAGAUACUUCGAUAUCUGCAGUGCUGCUUUCCUGUUGACUCGCACUUUGUUGCAAAAUCGCAUUCGUAGCUAUGGCCAGCAGCAUGAUUCUGUACUGGGGCUCCGGCUCCCCUCCUUGCUGGAGAGUCAUGAUUGCUCUGGAAGAGAAGAAUUUGCAGGGUUACCAGCAGAAGCUGCUAUCUUUUGAGAAAAAUGAGCACAAGUCAGAGCCAGUUAUGGCGAUAAAUCCCAGAGGACAGCUUCCCUCAUUCAAGCAUGGUGAUAAUAUAAUUAAUGAAUCCUUUGGCGCCUGUUUAUAUUUGGAGAAUCAGUUCAAGUCUCAGGGCACCCAGCUGAUCCCUGAUUCCUCAGCAGAGCAAGCGCUUGUUUACCAGAGAAUGUUUGAGACGCUUACUCUCCAACAAAAAAUGGCUGAUGUCAUUUAUUAUACGUGGAGGGUUCCUGAGGACGAGCGUCACGACUCUGCUGUGAAGAGGAACAAGGAGGCUCUGAGUGCCGAGCUGCAGCUCUGGGAGGGCUACUUUCAGAAGAUGGAUGCUGGGUCGUAUGCGGCAGGAAGAAACUUUACAAUGGCUGAUGUCAUGGUUUUUCCACAGAUUGCUUAUGCAUUCCGCUUUGGGUUGUCCCCGGAGAAGUUCAUCAAGUUAGGAGAGUACCAUAAUCUAGUGAAGAAGCGCCCCAGUGUCGAGGCUUCCUGGCCACCUCACUGGAAAGAAAACCCCCAGGGGAUGGACAUUCUCAAAGACUUCUAAUUCAGCGUCACCCGUGAAGAGUAGAAGUAAAGGACUUUCUGUCUACCUUACUGACCGAAAUGUUAUGUAAUUGAUUCAUGUAAGACUCCUAUUCUAUACAGUACCAUAUCAUUUAUGAAGUGUCUCCUUUUCAGCAUUAAGCUUAAGAAAAACCACAGUUUUGUGGUCUUGUAAAGUCUAAACAAGUUAGAUUUAAAACAGAGUUUGGAAUCAAGUGUGAUUUAGGUUUUCAACACUUCUAGGUUGUUCAGAAAAAAAAAAAAAGUUCAGAUAUAUAAUUUCAUUUAUAUCACCGAUUUAAAUAGCACAGUGCUAGAACUUGCUUGUCAGAAAUUGUUCGAUUUGUAGCAUAUCAUUAUAGAAAGUGGUUGCCAUGCCUUUGAAAAACUGAAGUGGCCUUAUCAUAAAAAUGCACUACAAACAGUAAAAAAUAUCUUUGUGUUUAAAACAGUAAUGUUACAUAGUUUGUUAGUUCUGUAAUCUGUGUCGUUGCACUAAAAUUUAAUCUUUAAUAUAAUUAAAACUUUC
This is a messenger RNA of Acipenser ruthenus (sterlet), 1349 nucleotides long. RefSeq names its product glutathione S-transferase A-like. The coding region runs from base 141 to 821 and encodes 226 amino acids. The transcript has 6 exons. The record is from RefSeq and is a predicted model, not a curated record. Gene Ontology annotation, molecular function: glutathione transferase activity. Gene Ontology annotation, biological process: glutathione metabolic process. Lineage: Eukaryota; Metazoa; Chordata; Actinopteri; Acipenseriformes; Acipenseridae.